AUGGCUGCUCAAGCUGAACGAGCAUUUGGUGUCACCAACAUCAAAUCUCACAUCCCUCUGAUCCUUGAUUUAGAUGAUCACAACUACGAUGCCUGGAGAGAACUCUUUCUCACUCAUUGCCUCACGUUCGAUGUCUUAGGACAUGUUGAUGGCUCGUCUGCUCCAGCAAACGCGAAUGAUCAAACUCUGCUGAAACGAGAUGGACUCGUUAAGCUGUGGAUCUAUGGAACACUGGCUCAACCUCUCUUCAAAUCCUCAUUCAAAACCGGAGGUACAUCAAGAGACAUUUGGCUCCGUAUAGAAAAUCAAUUUCGUAACAACAAGGAUGCGAGGGUCAUGAAGAUUGACAAUGAUCUGCGAACCAUGGAGAUAGGUGAUAUGUCCAUUCAAACUUAUUGUCAAUCCCUGAAGUCACUGGCAGAUCUUCUCUCCAAUCUUGAUGCUCCAGUCAAUGAACGCAAUCUUGUGAUGUACAUGCUGAAUGGACUCAACGAAAAGUUUGAUAACAUCAUCAAUAGUCGCUUGAAGAAAGCUCACAAGACCAUUGCUUCACAUACAGCUCAUGCCUCAUCUCCUACGGCGUUGGUCACGACAAGCAACAAUUCCCAGAAUCAGCAGCAUCAGACUCAGCAGAGGAACAACCGACCAUGGCGUCGAAACAAUCGCUUCAACAAGGGUCGCAACAAUUCUCUGCAACAAAACAAUCUCCCGCUGCAACAACAGAGACAACAGUUUCCCACUUGGGGGUCCUACUGGCCAAACCCUUACAACCUGUGGCAACAACCUUCGUUUGCACCUUGGGCACAAUACCCUCCAACUGUUCAGAACCGUGGUUUACUAGGACCAGCUCCGAAACCACCUAACGCUCACAAUGCAGAGGCACACACUGCUGAUCUUCAGCCAACUCGAGACUUUGCAGAAGCGUUCAACACCAUGACACUUGCAGAACCAAAUGGAGGGGAUUGGUAUAUGGACACAGGUGCCACAACACAUUUAGCUUCUUCACCAGGAUCUUCUCACUCGGACUCCCCUGCUCCGCAGUGA
Messenger RNA from Camelina sativa (false flax), 1044 nucleotides. The record is from RefSeq and is a predicted model, not a curated record. NCBI's taxonomy places the organism in Eukaryota, Viridiplantae, Streptophyta, Magnoliopsida, Brassicales, Brassicaceae.